This is a messenger RNA of Tricharina praecox, 4480 nucleotides long. RefSeq lists its product as uncharacterized. The transcript has 9 exons. Gene Ontology annotation, biological process: phospholipid translocation; endocytic recycling; intracellular protein transport. Lineage: Eukaryota; Fungi; Ascomycota; Pezizomycetes; Pezizales; Pyronemataceae. Bases 324 to 4298 code for a protein of 1324 amino acids. Gene Ontology annotation, molecular function: ATPase-coupled intramembrane lipid carrier activity; magnesium ion binding; ATP binding. The record is from RefSeq and is a predicted model, not a curated record. Gene Ontology annotation, cellular component: plasma membrane.
CCCCCCCCCCCCACCCACACUUUGGCUCAACUCUCGUCAGCAGACACCCAGCUCCCAUCGCAUCUGCGUGACGACGACGACGAAAGCCACCCUGAGCUGCUCCUGACAAUCGCUUUGCUUGUCCGCCGUACUGGAGACGAUCCCGGAGAAGCAACGAAUCAAUACAAUCACCCCCGUCAAACACUAUCACUUUUUACCCGCUCGUCCUCCGGCUCUCAAGCUGCUGUAACCUGUCCGCCACGACACUGCCGCCAUUCUGUAACGGCUUCCACCACCCACCAUUAUAACCAUCACCACUAUUCGGCCACGACCUGCUUGAGCGCAUGGCGGGAAACCCGCAGAACAACGAUCUCUUACUGGAUCUCGACGAUCAGGGGCGUAACUAUGGCAAUCCAGGACGGCCUCCGGCCACCUCCGAGGAAGAAUAUGCGCAUCGGAUGUCCACUUCUUACGACGAAUUCGUAGGAGGGGCCGGUGGACCGCCAUCGCAGCCCUACCAACCAGACCUCGAUCCACCCCCUCCUCUCGACUUCGCGCAGAACCAUCGUACGUACUCGCAAUCUUCCGCGUUAGACAAUUACCAACCGUACUAUGACGACCUUCACGAUGAUGGCCGUUCUACUACUGGGUACCAUUACGGGCAUGGUGAUCAUGUCGACAGUGAGGGUGGUGGUGCUCCUAGCAAUAGAACCAGCAUCGUCGGGAGGGUGAAGUCAGCGCUCGGGAUGAAUCCAGAGUACAGCGAGAUGGAUCUGCCGUUGACUGAGACAGCGCGAACGCGCGAUGCUACUCCUGGGGCUAGCGACUCGGCUCCGUCACGUCAGAGAUCGAAGAAAGAGAAGCGGAACAAAGAUGGCGGUGGCUUCAAGUUCGGUUUUGGGCGCCGGAAGGUCGAUCCUUCGACCCUUGGGCCUCGCGUAAUAGAACUGAACAACCCCCCAGCGAACGCAACAAACAAGUACCUCGACAACAAGGUAUCCACCGCAAAAUACAAUGUGGCUACCUUCCUGCCAAAAUUCCUGUACGAACAAUUCUCGAAAUACGCCAAUCUUUUCUUCCUGUUCACCGCCGGUCUGCAGCAGAUCCCCGACAUCUCCCCGACAAAUCGAUAUACUACCAUUGGACCGCUCAUUGUUGUGCUGCUCGUGUCAGCAGGUAAGGAGUUGGUCGAAGACUGGAAACGGAAAACCCAAGACAAGGAUCUGAACAGAUCCAAGACAAAGGUGCUGCAAGGCUCGACUUUUGAGGAGGCGCGAUGGCUCAGUGUGCGCGUUGGAGAUAUUGUCCGUGUGGAAUCGGAGGAGCCUUUCCCGGCAGAUCUGGUCUUGUUGGCUUCGUCGGAACCGGAGGGAUUGUGCUACAUCGAAACCGCCAAUCUGGACGGCGAGACGAAUCUGAAGAUCAAGCAAGCCAUUCCGGAAACGGCUGAUCUGGUCAGCCCUGGCGACCUUGGCAGGCUCGCUGGAAGAAUUCGGUCCGAACAGCCCAACAGCAGUCUUUACACGUAUGAGGGAACUUUGACAAUGGAUAUGGGUGGCGGAGAGAAGGAGUUGCCCUUGAACCCGGACCAGCUCUUGCUGCGUGGUGCUACCCUCCGGAACACACCUUGGAUUCACGGUCUUGUCGUCUUCACCGGACACGAGACAAAGCUGAUGAGAAAUGCGACGGCAACCCCCAUCAAACGUACUGCGGUGGAGCGGACAGUCAACGUUCAAAUCAUAAUGCUGGUUUCGAUCCUUUUGGCACUGUCUGUGAUUUCUUCCAUGGGAGAUGUCAUCAAGCAAUCCACCAGCAAUUCAAUGGGGUAUCUCUAUCUGUCGAGCCACAACCGGGCAAAACAGUUCUUCUCCGACAUCUUGACCUACUGGGUGCUGUACUCGAAUCUCGUCCCGAUAAGUUUGUUCGUCACUGUAGAACUGGUCAAAUACUACCAGGCGUAUCUUAUUAACUCCGACCUCGAUAUUUACUAUGCUGAAACGGACACUCCCGCUGUCUGCCGCACAUCCAGUCUGGUCGAAGAAUUGGGCCAGAUUGAAUACAUAUUCUCCGACAAAACUGGAACCUUGACUUGCAAUAUGAUGGAAUUCAAGCAAUGCUCUAUUGCCGGUAUCUGCUAUGCUGGUGAGGUGCCGGAAGACAGCAGGGCGACCAUCCAGGAUGGCCUGGAGGUUGGCAUCCAUGAUUUCGAGAAGAUGGCCGAAAACCUAAAGACGCAUGAGAAUCGUGACAUCAUGCAUCACUUUCUCGCGCUUUUGGCCACUUGCCACACGGUUAUUCCGGAACGAAGGGAAGACAAGCCCGGCCAGAUCAAAUACCAAGCCGCUUCACCAGACGAGGGCGCAUUAGUCGAGGGUGCAGUCCUUCUUGGAUACAAGUUUACCGCCAGAAAGCCUAGAUCGGUCACGAUUGAGGUUGACGGCAAGGAGUACGAUUAUGAUCUGCUCAACAUCUGCGAAUUCAACUCCACGCGAAAGCGCAUGUCCACGAUUCUUCGUUGCCCAGAUGGAAAGGUGCGAGUCUACACCAAGGGAGCAGACACGGUCAUUAUGGAGCGGCUCGCCAAGGGAUGCACAUAUGUGGAAUCGACUUUGCAACACUUGGAGGAUUACGCUACCGAAGGUUUACGAACACUGUGUCUUGCCAUGCGUGAGGUUCCCGAGGAUGAGUACCGACGAUGGAGUGCUAUCUACGACAAAGCGGCUACGACCAUUAACAACCGUGGUGACGAGCUUGACAAGGCUGCCGAGUUGAUUGAGAAGGAUCUUGUUUUGCUUGGAGCUACUGCCAUCGAGGAUCGUCUGCAAGAUGGCGUACCGGACACCAUCCAUACUCUGCAGACUGCGGGCAUCAAGAUCUGGGUUCUUACGGGUGAUCGCCAAGAGACCGCUAUCAAUAUCGGCAUGAGUUGUAAGCUCAUCAGUGAAGAUAUGACUCUCAUCAUCAUCAACGAAGAAACCGCAGAGGCUACAAGAGACAGCAUAUCCAAGAAAUUGACGGCAGUCCAGUCACAGAAGGAUUCCGGUGGCGAAGUUGACGCCCUGGCACUGGUCAUUGAUGGUCGCUCCCUCACAUUCGCCCUCGAGAAGGACCUCGAUAAGAUGUUUUUGGAUCUCGCCGUGCUGUGCAAGGCUGUUAUCUGUUGUCGUGUGUCUCCGCUGCAGAAGGCUCUGGUUGUCAAGCUUGUCAAGCGUAAUCUGAAGUCUCUCCUGCUUGCUGUCGGAGACGGCGCCAACGACGUCAGCAUGAUCCAGGCUGCCCAUGUUGGUGUUGGUAUCAGCGGUGUUGAGGGUUUGCAAGCUGCUCGAAGUGCUGAUGUCGCCAUUGGUCAAUUUCGUUUCCUCCGUAAACUGCUACUCGUCCAUGGUGCGUGGAGUUAUCAACGUAUCAGCAGAGUCAUCUUGUACUCGUUCUACAAGAACAUCACGCUUUACAUGACCCAGUUCUGGUAUGCUUUCGAAAACGCCUUUUCCGGUCAAGUCAUCUACGAAUCAUGGACCUUGUCGUUCUACAACGUCUUUUUCACCGUCCUGCCGCCGUUAGUCAUGGGCAUCUUCGACCAGUUCAUCAGCGCGCGGUUGCUUGACCGCUACCCUCAACUGUACCAACUGGGCCAAAAGGGACUUUUCUUCAAAGCCAGUAGCUUCUGGUCGUGGUUGAUCAACGGAUUCUACCACUCUUUGAUCCUCUACCUAUUCUCGCGAUACAUCUUCCUUAACGACCUCCCACAGGAGGAUGGCAAGCCUGCCGGGCAUUGGCUCUGGGGUACAGCUCUGUACACAGCUGUCCUGGCCACCGUUCUAGGAAAAGCAGCACUCGUGAUCAACAUGUGGACCAAGUAUGCGGUCAUGGCGAUCCCCGGUUCGAUGGUUAUUUGGAUGAUAUUCAUGCCCAUCUAUGCUACCGUUGCUCCGAAGCUUGGUUUCUCCACCGAAUACUUCGGAAUCCUCGGCCGUAUGAUAGAAUCACCUGUCUUCUGGGGUAUGGUCGUGGUGUUGCCGGCCCUGUGCCUGAUGCGUGACUUCGCCUGGAAAUACGCAAAGCGGAUGUACUACCCGCAGACAUAUCACCACAUUCAGGAGAUCCAAAAGUACAACAUUCAGGACUACCGGCCGAGGAUGGAGCAAUUCCAAAAGGCAAUUAGAAAGGUCCGACAAGUGCAAAGAAUGCGCAAGCAACGCGGAUACGCGUUCUCGCAGGCCGAUGAGGGUGCCACACGACUGCUUAAUGCUUACGAUACGACGAAGGAGAGAGGACGCUACGGAGAGAUGCAGAGUGCAACUGGACCAUCCAGACGGUAACUUUAGCUUUGUUCGAAUAAUGUGUUGCUUUUCUGUUUGUCAGCCCUGCUCGCAUCGUCAUCAUCAUCCCCAUUUCCAUUUCGAACUGCUGUAGCUCUUCUACCUCUACCUUUUUCUCUUUUAUUUUCUUGUGGUUAUUUUUAGGGGUUUAGGCGAAAAAAAUAUUCUCUUUCUUGAUACUC